Condylostylus longicornis is the source of this 1369-nucleotide messenger RNA. Its product is annotated as DALR anticodon-binding domain-containing protein 3. Gene Ontology annotation, molecular function: ATP binding; tRNA binding; arginine-tRNA ligase activity. The transcript has 6 exons. The record is from RefSeq and is a predicted model, not a curated record. Gene Ontology annotation, biological process: tRNA C3-cytosine methylation; arginyl-tRNA aminoacylation. Bases 95 to 1333 code for a protein of 412 amino acids. Lineage: Eukaryota; Metazoa; Arthropoda; Insecta; Diptera; Dolichopodidae.
ACAAUUACAUUUCUGCAGUGAAUCAAGCAUUUCAAAACUAAAUAAAAAUAUGUAAAUAACAAUAAACAAGAGGUUUGGUUUAGUACAUCUCAUUAUGUCUCUUAAUGUAUUAAAUGAAUUGAUUUUGGAUCAUUUAUUUGGUAAAGACCAAAUUAGUAAAGUAUACAUUUCAAAUUCAAUCAAAAAGCAUUCCCACAAUUUGAAGGAAAAUGGGGAUUUAAGUUUUCCUUUGGAUUACGAAAUUUGGAAAAAUAAAAUAUUGGAUAAAUCGUUAAGAGAAGAUAAAUUAGAAGAAAAUUGUGUGACCCUGGUUGAAAAAAGUCAACAAUGGCAAAUACCUAUCGAAAGAAUUGACUUUAAAAAUAGUAGAUGUCUACUAUAUUUAAAUAAGCUUAAAACUAUCCAAUUUGUUUUUAAAGAAGUUUUGGAAAAUAAUUCGUUCGGAAAACAAGAACUAAAACAUAAUUUUCAAGUUAUAUUUCCAAUUAGCAAUAAUACAGACUUAACUAAUUGGAGAAGGAAUUUAGUAGCAACAACGUUAAAUAAUGUAUUGGAAUUUUGUAGAAGUAAUGAGACAUGCUCUUCGCCUAAUGCUAACACCGUUUGUUACCUAGAUUUUUCUGAUAAAAAAACCAAUUAUGAAGACAGAAGUGUUGCGAUGAGUUGCGGAUUGGUAGUUGAUGCUUCUACGAAGAAGAAAACCAAUUUAUGUUUUCAUGAUUAUUUUUGUUCUAGAAGAAGAGACAUGCAAUUGAUAGCAAUGCACAAAUAUGGUAUAAGAAUGCAAGGUGAUACAUGUUUUGCAGAAUUUUUAGAUAAACUUGGAUCAGCCACAGUAACAAUAGAUUUGUUAGAAGUUAAACACACAAGUCCUAUUCAAGUGAGUAACGAAAAGAUGAGCAAUUCAAAGGGAGCUUCUUUUAUUUUAUAUAAUUGUGCUAGACUUGAAACUCUUCUAGAAAAGUUUAACGACCGAGUAGCAAAGAAUUUUUAUUCAGAGCUUCCAGCAUUAUCAGAGACUGACCUAACGCCUUUACUUGAAGAAGAAGAGUGGCUAAUGGUUUAUGAUUUUAUCCUGUAUUUUCCUGACAUGAUUUAUAGAGUAUUAGAGAACUUAGAAAAUGGUCGAUGUGCACUACACUUAAUUCCGCAAUUUUUAAGUAAAUUAGUUUCGUUAUUUAGUGUUUACUACAGAAGAGUUAAAAUUUUAGUUGACAAUCGUCAUAAUUUGAUAACUAACUUGUUUGCCAGAAUUUAUCUUUUAAGGUGUGUGCAAAAAAUUUUUAAGAUAAGUUUGAAAUUUCUCAAUAUAGAACCUAUUCACAAAAUGUAAGUUUUUUAAGUAGCUUUUUGCAAAUUAAAUUUACAA